Molecule: messenger RNA, 1535 nt
Organism: Homarus americanus (American lobster)
Lineage: Eukaryota; Metazoa; Arthropoda; Malacostraca; Decapoda; Nephropidae
Product: monocarboxylate transporter 6-like
Exons: 3
Coding region: 13-972 (319 amino acids)
Biological process (GO): monocarboxylic acid transport; transmembrane transport
Molecular function (GO): monocarboxylic acid transmembrane transporter activity
Source: RefSeq, a predicted model, not a curated record
UGUUACGGCUUAAUGACAAGCCUCAGCUACCUCAUCAUCCCUCAUUACUUCACGCGCUGGAGGGGUGUAGCCAAUGCCUGUGUCGUGGCUGGUAUAGGCAUUGGGCAAAUGAUAGGGCCGAUUCUGGUAGAAUUCUUACAGAAGGAGUAUGGCUAUGUCGGCGGCACUUUACUCAUGGGCGCUGUCCUUUUUCACGCCUGCAUCGGGGCCUCCCUUCUUCGUCCCAUCCAGAAUCAGACCAUAACAAACACCUCGGUGCAACUUGUAGAGCCAGAGUCAAGAACCUCUGGUGUUGUCACUGCAGAGAAGAAAUGGACCACUGUCGCCAUCCGUAUAUUCCUAUGUGUAUGUCGCAACAUUGUGACCAACUUCUCCGUCUUAAAAUCCCGGCGUGCUGUCAUUAUUGCUAUAGGAGGUCUGCUCACCUUCAACAGUUGGCUUAAUUUCAUAGCUUUGAUACCGUUCGCAGUGCAGGCAGCAGGUCACCCCCUCCAGGCAGCUAGUACAUGUGUGAUCGUGUCGGCCGUGUGUAACCUGGUGACGUGUCUGGCUGUAUCUAUGCUGUCAGACUGGUCCAAGUUUAGUAUGAAGGGCGCCUGUAUGACCAGCACUGCUGUUAUUGCUGCCUCCACCUUUGCGUUCAGUGUGGUUACUGACAUAUGGUGGCAGAAGAUUAUCAUGGGCAUGUGGGGGUGCGGCGUGGGCAGCUACAUGGGAAUCUACGGCCUUACCAUCGCUUACUACAUGGGCGUCCACAGCUUGGAUGCAACACUAGGGGUGACGCAGCUGUUGAUAGGCCUUGGGUUCAUCACCAUCGGACCUAUCAUAGGUGUGAUCCGGGACGCCAGUGACAGCUACACCUUCAGCAUUUGGGUCUUGGCCGGACUGGCUGCUUGCAGCUUCAUACUCUGGAUCUUUAUGCCAAACACCACCCAACACAGCCACACUACACCACUCUCUCCCAUCACCUGACAUCUCACACCUGUAUGUUCCUUACAUUCAGAAUAACACAUUCUUCUCCCCCAUUCUUUGCUUCUACCAAGUAAUUAUCAGACAUUUUGUUCAUGGCUCCUCUCAGUACAUCCACAUCAGGUAACAAUAAGGCUUUCAGUGCAGUUACUGAAGUCUCCCCAAAACCCUACCUAUCUUCACCUUCUGUAUAUAGUAUAAGCUUUCCUGACCCCACUUUACAAAAUGGUUCCUAAAACCUUUGGAAAUGUUUUUUUCAUGAAUUGCAUCACAUUUUCCUGAUACAAAGGGGAGAUACAGUACAUUCCUAUGAAAUAGAAACCUUCCCCAAACCAUCUUAAAAUGCAUUUAGAAAUAUUUAUAAUAAAAAUUGUUGGUGAACGUAAUGAUUAAAUGCCAAUAAUAAUACUGUAUAUACGUAUGUGUGAAAUACAUGUAGUUUAGGACACAGAAUUUAUUGAGUAACUAUGAGUCUCAACCAAUCCAUAUAGUUUUAAAUUCGUAGUGAUGCGCCAACAGUAAGUCUUUUGCAUUGUAAGUACCGGUAUAUACAGUAGUACAUUUGG